Messenger RNA from Sander lucioperca (pikeperch), 1812 nucleotides. It is a transcript of the gene gla, whose product is annotated as galactosidase, alpha. Gene Ontology annotation, molecular function: alpha-galactosidase activity. The record is from RefSeq and is a predicted model, not a curated record. Gene Ontology annotation, biological process: glycosylceramide catabolic process; glycoside catabolic process; oligosaccharide metabolic process. Lineage: Eukaryota; Metazoa; Chordata; Actinopteri; Perciformes; Percidae. Gene Ontology annotation, cellular component: cytoplasm. The transcript is spliced from 7 exons. Bases 1 to 1290 code for a protein of 429 amino acids.
AUGUGCAGGUCCGUGUGUCUCCUCGCGCUCCUCGUUUUAAUCAGCCCAACUGCUGAUGCGUUGGACAAUGGUCUAGCGCUGAAACCCACAAUGGGCUGGCUGCACUGGGAGAGAUUCAUGUGUAAUAUCGACUGUGACAAGGACCCCAAUAACUGCAUCAGUGAGCGUCUGUACAUGCAGAUGGCAGAUGUGAUGGUGAAGGAGGGCUGGAAAGAGGCCGGUUACGAGUACGUCUGCAUCGAUGACUGCUGGCCCUCCCGCCAGCGCGAUGCCCAGGGCCGCCUGCAGGCAGAUCCCAAAAGAUUCCCGGGGGGCAUCAAGAAACUGGCCAACUACGUCCAUUCUAAGGGACUGAAACUGGGUAUCUAUGCAGAUGUGGGGAAGAAUACCUGUGCUGGAUACCCUGGCAGUCUGGGUUACUAUGAGACAGAUGCUCAGACGUUUGCUGACUGGGAUGUAGAUCUGCUCAAAUUUGAUGGCUGCUAUAUGGACUGGACCUUGGUGGGAGAAGGCUACGUCAACAUGUCAAAAGCACUGAACAAAACCGGAAGUAGUAUCCUGUACUCCUGUGAGUGGCCUUUGUAUGAGUGGGAGUUUAAACAGCCCAACUACACAGCCAUCCGUGAGGCGUGUAACCACUGGCGCAACUUUGCUGACGUGUACGACUCAUGGAGCUCUGUCAAGUCCAUCUUGGAAUGGACUGCUUCUCAUCAAGACAUCAUCGUCCCCGCAGCUGGACCUGGGGGCUGGAACGACCCCGAUAUGCUAGUGAUUGGGAACUUUGGCCUGAGUCAUGCCCAGCAGGAGUCUCAGAUGGCAUUAUGGGCCAUCAUGGCAGCCCCUCUGCUCAUGUCUAAUGAUCUGAGGGACAUAUGUCCUCGCUCCAAGGAACUGCUACAGAACAGACACAUCAUUGCUAUCAGCCAGGACCCACUGGGCAAGCAGGGAUACCGCACUGCCAAGGUGGACAAUUUUGAGGUGUGGGAGAGGACUCUAUCCAAAAACCAACGGGCUAUCGCUGUGCUGAACCAGCAGGAGAUCGGUGGUCCCCGAGGGUUUGUCAUCAGAGCGGCUCCUGGCUGGAAGAUCUGUGACCCCCAGUGUGAAGUCACACAGAUCCUUCCUCAGUACAAGGAACUGGGUGUUCAGACUCUACAUACCAAAAUGAUUUUAUCUGUCAACCCCUCAGGCACUACUCUACUGACAGUCACUCCCAUCAGCAGCAACAUUACAGGGCUUAACAAGCUGUACUGGAGGGACACUGUCAAACGCAAGCACACCAUUUUGUAGUCCUCAUCGGGUUAUGGACUUUUAUCUGCCUACACCAUUUUGAUCGAAGUGGAAAUAGUUGAUAUUUUCAACCUGUAGAUGCAUUGCUUGUUAAAAUGGGCAUCUAAAAUUAAAGGGAAAAUGUUUUACAGUCUAGUUUGUUUGAAUCAGCCUGGAUACUAUGGCGAUUACAGUAUACCUGCUACCUUUAUCAUGUUGAAUAAACUGGAAAACGUUACACUUGCUGUGAAUUGUCCAGACUGAGCUUAAAUUAUCUUAAGAGACAAGUAUAGUGAAACAGAGGCGAAGGAAAGGGCCCAAGUAGGUUUUAAUACAUUUAUUGAAAAUCGUGACAACUUCUCCAGAAGGCGAGCCCACAGUUUAGAACUGGAUGACCUGGCCCUGUAAGAGAACAGAUAAAACUUAAGUUAAAAUGAUGCUCAAACCUGUUUUAAACAUACCAGUAGAUGUAUCAAUGAUGAGGUUCACUUAACAUUCUGAUGGAAAUUAAAGAAUUUACUAUCUACUAUGAUGAUUAUGAAA